AUGAGCAAUUCCAAGGAUAUAAAGGACCGCCAGAGAUUGCAGGCUACUCUACAAGCGGCUUUCAGUGAAAAGGCUGCCAGAGUUGAGGAAUGGCUCGGGUCCGCUUCGGAUUCAGGGCCGUCAACUGACCUUUCGGAGUCUAGACAAGCAUUCCUCAAGCUGCCGGUUGUCCAAAUCGGCGGAGGCCUCCGCUUCGACACCCAGGCGGCCACUCAGGACACCAAUAGCAUUCACACACUGGGCGAUUUUGUCACUGGUAACAAGAGCCUCAGCACGUUAGCCAAGAAGAAGCAGGCAGCGCAGCCUAGUAGCAAGCAAAACAGUAUAUACAGAGUCGACAAGGAAGAUACGAAGGCCAUGGUUGCAUUGAAGCAGAAGAUGAAAAACCAAAGACGCUCGCAGCUUCAUGAACGAAUCGUAGAGACCGCGCCGUCCGAAACCCCCGCGCAAGAACGUGGUACUGCAGAUGACGACGACAGCGACGACAGCGAUGAGGCACCGGUGGAGAAGAUGACCAAGAAGAAGGUGGGGCUCCUAUUUCUGGAUAAAAAGCGUAAGAGGUAA
Eremothecium gossypii ATCC 10895 is the source of this 564-nucleotide messenger RNA. RefSeq names its product Nop19p (gene NOP19). The record is from RefSeq and is marked provisional. Gene Ontology annotation, biological process: ribosomal small subunit biogenesis. The transcript has a single exon. Bases 1 to 564 code for a protein of 187 amino acids. Gene Ontology annotation, cellular component: 90S preribosome. NCBI's taxonomy places the organism in Eukaryota, Fungi, Ascomycota, Saccharomycetes, Saccharomycetales, Saccharomycetaceae.